This is a messenger RNA of Talaromyces rugulosus, 843 nucleotides long. RefSeq lists its product as uncharacterized. Bases 1 to 843 code for a protein of 280 amino acids. The transcript has 2 exons. The record is from RefSeq and is a predicted model, not a curated record. NCBI's taxonomy places the organism in Eukaryota, Fungi, Ascomycota, Eurotiomycetes, Eurotiales, Trichocomaceae.
AUGAGUAGCCCAAUCAACGAUGAGAAAUUAAAUCGCCUCGCGCGAGUGCGGGAGAAUCAGCGAAGGAGUCGAGCUAGAAAACAGCAGUAUAUCGACGAGCUAGAGCAAAAGGUUGCAGCCUGCAAUGCACAAGCACAGCAAAAGGAUAUCGAGCAUCGCAUGGCUUAUCAGAAACUAGAGGCCGAAAAUGCGAAUCUGCGCAGCUUGCUGAAUCGAGUCGGGGUCGAUAGUGGCUAUAUAGAGACCUAUCUCAAUCAGUGCUCGGUUCCUGAGACAUCGAGGAAACUUGCGAUUCCGGCACUGACGAAACCGCCAUCCCAGCCUUCGUCAAGCCAGCAUUCUCCUGCUGGGCCAGAUACCCCGACACAAUGCCAGCCGAGCUUGUUGCCAGCCAGGGAACCAGAAUCUUGUUGUUCAUCAGGUUCAAGCUGCGCUCCUGCAGCAAAUUCUGCUUUGACAUAUCCAACGCCCGAGCAACCCACGACGUUGCUGCCUAUGCCUCCCGUGGCGACGGUAGCGACGGUAGCAACGCAGAUGCCGAAUGUGAGCGAUGAAUUUACACCAACCGAUAAUGGCUUGAGGUUGCCUCCAAUAUCGUCCAUAUGCGAUUGUGGACCGGGAUCAAACAUAUUGUGGCCUAACGACGAGAACUCGCUCAGUUCGACCCUCUGUGGGAUCGCAGAGGAUCUGAUAAAUCGAUACAAUAUCCAAGGUGCAGAUGUCAACUUGAUCAAACAGAGGCUGUGGCCGGGAUUUCGCAAUAGCGGCCCGGAAGGGUGUCGAGUCGAUAAUAGCGUGCUGUUUGAGGUUCUGGACGAACUCAGUGGGAAUAUUCCGUCAUGA